Tachysurus vachellii is the source of this 1862-nucleotide messenger RNA. RefSeq lists its product as uncharacterized. The record is from RefSeq and is a predicted model, not a curated record. Gene Ontology annotation, molecular function: catalytic activity; lipid binding. Bases 45 to 1862 code for a protein of 605 amino acids. Gene Ontology annotation, biological process: lipoprotein metabolic process; lipid transport. Lineage: Eukaryota; Metazoa; Chordata; Actinopteri; Siluriformes; Bagridae. The transcript has 4 exons. Gene Ontology annotation, cellular component: extracellular region.
CUGCGCAUCUCAGGUGUAUUAUUUCCUUCAUUUUCUCUUCUACUAUGGGUGUGGAAGACGAACUGAUCAAUGAGCUGUUCCAAUGGAUGGAGAAGCAGGAGGAAUGUGCGCAACACCUCAUGAACUUGGCAAAAGAACUGGAGGAGAUGACGGAAGCUAUGACUGCCGGCCAGUUGGUGGGAAACUCAGCAACAGUGCUUGGAUCUGCUGUCCUGGUUGGAACAGGCAUUGCAACUUUGCUGACAGGAGGCCUGGCUGCACCCUUGCUGGUCACAGCAGCAGGUGUUACAGCUGGAGUUGGUGCUGUAACCAGUGUUACAUGUAAGCUCUUAGAGAGUUGGAAAUCCAGUAAAACAAUGAAAAAUGCAGAGAAGACUGACAGGGAAAUUAAAAAGAUUUGGAAGCAUAUUGAAAGUCUCCAGGAACAACUAUCAGAGGAGUGUGAAUUGACGAAUGACUUCAAUGAAGUGCAGUGUGAAAUCACAGCAAGAAUCUUGAAAGCCAUGGCCAAACGGAAUGGGAGAGAUCUGUCCCAAAGUCGUCUAACUUACCUCUUGAGAAAUCUAUCGUUUGUUUUAAGCGAAGGGUUCUUCAUGGGUAGUUUGUUAGUAUUCAUUGGAUUUUCCUGCAACUUUCUAAAAACAGCAUCUAAAAAAGAAGCAAAAUGUGUUCCACUUUUUCUGACUACUGAAGGAAUGGCUGCUCUUUCAUUGAAAACUGUGUUAAAGGGAACAAGCCAGGUCGCAGGAGGAGCCCUCGGUCUGGUGCUCGCAGUUCCUGAUCUGAUUGACAACUGUGAAAAACUGAUUAAACACAAACAUCAGACAGAAGCUAGCAAAUAUCUGAGGAACAAAGCAUGUGAAAUUCGUGAUGCUGUCAAAAAAAUUAAAAAGCAAUUUAAUGAACUGCAAGAGAUGCUCAGUGAAAUCCCUGAAAUCCAGUGUCACAUUGAUUUGACUACAGAGAUGAGUGGCAACCAAAGAAACACACAAGGCACCAUUUCCGUGGAGUCUAAAAAGACCAAAAAGCAGGACGGGGAAAAAAAUGAGUUUUUUUACAUGCCCACAAAAGAUAUGUGUGUAAACAAGCCUGGUGACACAAGUAAACAGAAAUCAGAUGGCAAUUCAAAUAAGAACAAAAGGAAAGAAGAGAAUUCUCGCCUUCCUACAAUAACCAUGUCCAACGUGCGUUCUCUUCCAAACAAAAUUAGGCAGAUUAGAAAUAUGAUGGAGAAUGCUGAAUUCUUUGCCAGUGAUCUGAUAUUCUUCACAGAGACAUGGUUAAAUAACAGGUCACCCCAAAUCACCUUGGAUGGAUAUGAUUCUAUCCGGGUGGAUCGCAAUCCAGUGCUUACUCAAAAACGUAGAGGAGGGGGAAUGAUAAUGCUUGUGAAAGAGGAUUGGGCACGUGAUGUGAAGGUAGAACACAUCAGGAAUACCCCAGACUAUGAGGUAAUGGUUGUAUCCAUUAUACCACAUGACCAUCCUCAGGAUGCUCCACCACUUAUCUUCAUCCAAGCUUAUGUACCAGGGCCUAAAUUUAAGAUAGCUGCCAUAGACAUAAAUCGAUUUUUCUGUGAUGCUCUGGAGUUAUGGCCGAAUAGUCAUGUUUUUUUGUUGGGUGAUUUCAACAGGAGUGACAUGACUCCUUUCUUGGGUACCAUGGAGCAAUACAUCACAUGCCCAACCAGAUACAAUAAGACCCUGGAUUUGUGUUAUGGAAAUGUGCGUGGGGUUUAUAGAAGUGUUUGCAGAGCCCCACUUGGCCGGUCAGACCAUAAUGUUAUUCAUCUGAUUCCUAGAGAUCAGAAUAUUGGGGAGUGUAAGUAUGAGCAUACCAAUCCCACACGUGAAGCGCAUUGA